Hemiscyllium ocellatum (epaulette shark) is the source of this 3430-nucleotide messenger RNA. It is a transcript of the gene rps6ka2, whose product is annotated as ribosomal protein S6 kinase, polypeptide 2. Lineage: Eukaryota; Metazoa; Chordata; Chondrichthyes; Orectolobiformes; Hemiscylliidae. The transcript is spliced from 22 exons. Gene Ontology annotation, molecular function: ribosomal protein S6 kinase activity; ATP binding; magnesium ion binding. The record is from RefSeq and is a predicted model, not a curated record. Gene Ontology annotation, biological process: intracellular signal transduction; protein phosphorylation. Bases 77 to 2293 code for a protein of 738 amino acids.
AGAUGACAGGUGUUUGUCUGGUUGGAAAGCUUUCUCCGAGUUUCAGAGGCAGCUAUCUGUGUUUUUAAGCAGGAAAAUGAUGAAACUACCUCAGCAAAAACUCAGAAGACUCUUUAUAAAAAGGGAUGAAGGUAUCGUGAAAGAAAUAGACAUUAGCAACCACGUAAAGGAAGGCUUUGAAAAAGCAGAUCCCUCUCAGUUUGAAUUGCUCAAAGUGCUGGGUCAGGGGUCCUAUGGAAAAGUCUUUCUUGUUAAGAAAAUAAAGGGCUCUGAUGCGGGGCAGCUCUAUGCUAUGAAGGUACUAAAGAAGGCAACACUGAAAGUACGUGAUCGAGUCAGGUCAAAAAUGGAACGUGACAUAUUGGCUGAAGUCAAUCAUCCUUUCAUAGUAAAAUUGCACUAUGCAUUCCAGACUGAAGGAAAAUUGUAUCUGAUUUUAGAUUUCCUAAGAGGCGGUGAUCUUUUCACAAGACUAUCCAAAGAGGUGAUGUUUACAGAAGAAGAUGUCAAAUUUUAUCUAGCUGAGCUGGCCUUGGCUUUAGACCACCUGCAUGGCCUUGGGAUCAUUUACAGGGACUUAAAACCAGAAAAUGUACUUCUAGAUGAAGAUGGCCACAUUAAAAUCACAGACUUUGGACUCAGCAAGGAGGCUGUUGACCUUGACAAACGAGCCUAUUCCUUCUGUGGGACAAUAGAAUAUAUGGCUCCUGAAGUAGUUAAUCGACGUGGUCAUGCACAAAGUGCAGAUUGGUGGUCCUUUGGUGUUUUAAUGUUUGAGAUGUUGACAGGGUCGCUGCCUUUCCACGGCAAGGACAGGAAAGAAACCAUGGCACUUAUACUCAAAGCUAAGCUGGGAAUGCCGCAGUUCUUAAGCCCAGAAGCCCAAAGCCUUUUGCGAGCACUCUUCAAGCGGAAUCCUUGCAACAGAUUAGGUUGUGAGCAUCACUGGCUGGGUCAACAUUUGUUGGUUGAUGCUACAUUGACUGGAGAAGAUGACGGUGCUGGACCUGAUGGAGUUGAGGAGAUAAAACGACACUGUUUCUUUGGAACUAUAGACUGGAAUAAGUUAUUCAGGAAAGAAAUUAAGCCACCAUUUAAACCAGCUGUAGGGAGACCAGAGGAUACGUUUCACUUUGACCCUGAAUUCACAUCAAGGACACCAAUUGACUCACCUGGCGUGCCUCCAAGUGCCAACACACAUCAGCUUUUCCGAGGUUUCAGUUUUGUCGCCACCAACCUUGGCCAAGAGCAUCCACAGUCUGACUCUCGACAACUGAUUGACCAUUCAAUUGUGCAGCAGCUACACGGGAAUAAUAUUCACUUCACAGAUGGUUAUGAGUUGAAAGAGGAUGUUGGUGUUGGAUCAUACUCCGUGUGCAAGCGAUGUGUUCACAAACUCACAUCUGUGGACUAUGCUGUAAAGAUUAUUGACAAAAACAAAAGAGAUCCAUCAGAGGAAAUUGAAAUUUUACUGCGAUAUGGACAACAUCCAAAUAUUAUCACCCUGAAGGAUGUAUAUGAUGAUGGAAAGUAUUUGUAUCUUGUCAUGGAACUAAUGAGAGGAGGGGAGCUGCUGGAUAGGAUCCUACGGCAGAAGUGUUUCUCAGAAAGAGAGGCCAGUGCAGUACUUUAUACAAUCACAAAGACUGUGGAAUACCUACACUCACAAGGGGUUGUUCAUCGAGAUCUGAAGCCGAGUAACAUUUUGUAUGUGGAUGAAUCAGGAAAUCCAGAAUCAAUUAGAAUUUGUGAUUUUGGUUUUGCCAAGCAACUCCGAGCUGAGAAUGGCCUUCUAAUGACUCCAUGUUAUACUGCCAACUUUGUUGCACCUGAGGUGCUCAAGAGGCAAGGAUACGAUGCAGCUUGUGACAUGUGGAGCUUGGGGAUUCUACUCUACACUAUGCUAGCAGGAUUCACGCCAUUUGCGAAUGGGCCUGAAGAUACUCCUGAAGAAAUCCUGGCUCGCAUUGGAAGUGGGAAAUAUGCCCUCAGUGGAGGAAACUGGGACACAAUUUCUGAUGCUGCCAAGGAUAUGGUAUCUAAACUGCUGCAUGUAGAUCCUCAUCAAAGGCACACAGCUGCACAGGUCCUUCGACAUCCCUGGAUCGUGAAUCGGGAAUUUCUAUCUCAGAAUCAGCUCAGCAGACAUGACGCUCAUUUAGUCAAGGGUGCAAUGGCUGCCACGUACUUUGCUUUAAACCGCACGCCUCAGGCACCAAGACUAGAACCUGUAAUGGCAUCAAACCUGGCUCAACGAAGAGGAAUGAAAAGAUUGACUUCUACAAGACUAUAACAACUAUUGAACAACAUCUCUAGGAAGUUUCUAUUCAUUAUAUGUAAAAAUAUGUGGUCCUUUCCUGGCCAAUGCAAGAAGCCCCAACUGACCCAAAGUAUUCACACAGGUUGAGCCUAGUUUCAGGCUUCUUUUAUUCAGUGUUUGACAAAAACAAAGGAUCAUUCACCUAACUUGCAGCACUGUAAAGAUGACAGGAGAUGAACAAACACCACUUCCCUUUCUGGAGUACAUUAGUUUUUUUGCCUGAUGAUGUUUGAAAAGAAUGGGCAAAUACUGGUUGUGUAAACUAGGUUUAAUCUCUUUUAUAAAUGGAAAAGGAGAAAUAAACAAGUGCUUUGAGAAAACACUUGUAUUUGAUGCUCUUGAAAAAGUGGAGCAAUGUUGUUACCUCUAAUCGUUUAAAAAAAAGGGACUGAAAAGUUACAUCAGUUUGGAGCAGAGCAUUCUCUACUGAGAAUCCUGUUUAAAGGUUUAUGGUGGCGAAACUGUUUUUAUUUUUUUUCGGGAGACAGCAAUUCUGCUCCAAAGAAAUGUUUGUGAAUCAAUCAAACACCCUCAUUGAUGUUUUCUCAUAUCCUAUAGUUGCAUUUUUUUAAUGUCCUGUAAUAAUGUGAAGUUGCAAGAAGCACAAUGUAUUUUGGGUAUGAAAGGACACGAGGCUGCAAGCACUGUUGUUUUCAUUGAAGGAUACGUGUGAUAAGACAAUGCAAUAGCAGUCUGCAGUUGACUAGAUUUUACAUAGUUCUGUUUCUAAAUGUGGCUUUCGUCUGUAGUCUUGUAUGAUGUGCUUACAUUGAAAGGAGUAUUAUGCCCUAAUAGAGCAUUUAUUAGUGUUAGAAUCAGUAAUGCUGCAAUUCUACCAUUAACAAUCAAAGAAGGUCCUGGGAAACAAUGUUUCUUCCUAGUUUUCUUCCUGCUGUUUCUCACUGGAAGACAUUGACCUCUACUGGACUAAAUGAUGAGCAGUUAGCUUCUAACUUCACACCCAAGAAGUCAUUGCUUGUAUAUGAACCUUGACAGUAAUGACAGAAGCACUCAUGGGGAACUACUGUUGAGCUGGAUUCUGUCCUUAUCCAACAAUAAAUUUAACCCAUUCUGCUGAAGUUUCUGGUCUUGCCCUUAAUCAGGACAAUU